This is a messenger RNA of Canariomyces notabilis, 948 nucleotides long. RefSeq lists its product as uncharacterized. Lineage: Eukaryota; Fungi; Ascomycota; Sordariomycetes; Sordariales; Chaetomiaceae. The transcript is spliced from 3 exons. The coding region runs from base 1 to 948 and encodes 315 amino acids. The record is from RefSeq and is a predicted model, not a curated record.
AUGACUCGUAUUGGUUACAACACCAAACACUCCACCCGUCCGAGGGUGAAGGCCGAGGGGACGGAGGCGGUUGGCGAGGUCCAUAAGAACGAAGAAGUCAAGCAGUUUGUGCUGCUGGCCAACAUCUUGUGGCGAGCUCGGCUCAACAACCCUGAGGUCACGUCCUGUCUUAAGAGGUAUGUCAACACCCUGCCUCCUCAGGCUUUGGCCAUUCUCAAAUCUCACCUGCCUCACAUUGAGGCCAUGGGGGAUGACUUCGUCCCAACGGCGAAGAACAUCGCCCAGCUUGGGCCAAAGCGGUCCCUCAAUGUUGAAGCUAUUGCCGCAGCACUCCGCUCGGGCUGGAUUCGGGCCCUGCUCCGUCGUCUUGCGGCUCAGGCUGCUGCUGCUGCUGCUGCGCUGAAGGGUGAGGAUGUUAUUGCGACACACGGAGAAGAUGAGAAUGGUGGAUGUAAUGUCAAUGCCAAUGCCAAUGCCAGCGAGGAGGCUCCGUGGUUCACCAACCCGGACUGUGCCAUCUGGCUAGGCGAAAUGGCGCAUUUGCGCGCUGCAAUGCCCGAUGAUGCCUGGUUUCCCCAGGUUUCUCGCAAGAUGCGCGAUGCGUACACCGCAGGAUGGCUGGGUGUUUUCGGGCUCGCUCGCCCGAAGCCCGAGAAGCCUGAGCCUCAACCCAGGCCCAAGAAGGCAAACUCCCGCUUCGAGUUUGAUCGCAAAAACCCUCGUUUCCCCGAGCGGCCAGCCGUCGCUGUCAUGACCAUUGACAAGCGGCUGCGCAGCCCAAAGCCGGCUGCUACCCCUGAGCCCACAACCGCCAGCGGCUCCGACUCGACUUCCGAGUCGAAGACACGAGCUUCUCUCGGUCAACUUCUUCGAGAGGAUGACCGAGAUUUCUCGCAGCGCCAGCGUCGGUACAGACUGAGAUACGAUACCUACUCAUUACCCAGGUAA